AUGAGUAUCAGCAGAAACAGUUCCUCGCGUUUUAGAACAGCCAAGUGGUUAUCCAAAGCUGGGUUUGCUCCACAGGUUUUUUUAUUUAGAAAUUUAGAAAGCGGUCAGGUAUGUUAUUCUCAAUUACCAACUAUAAAUCCAGCCUUGGUCUCUAGGUUACAAUUUAAGCAACCAAACUGGCAGAACAGAGUGCCCUCUUUUAACAGACGUGAUAUUUGGAAAAUUAUGUGUGUUGUUACCAUGCCCUCAUAUGAUUUAAGUAUUAAAGUGUUUCAGAACCUAAACAGAUUGAGAUACUUAAGAGAUGUUGUACAAAAAAAAACUGCGAAUGAAUAUAGAAAAAAGAAUGAAUGGGGUCAAAUUUGGUAUAGUGGAAAUUUUAGACCUACUUAUAGCCAAGAGGCCGUUGCUGAUUUGAGGGAAUCUAUAUUAAAAUCUGGAUUAGUGGAACAAAAAGAUGCAACCAGUACUGUUCAUUGGGAAGAUGAAUGGAGAAUGGGUGAUGUCAAUAAAUAUUGGACAUCUGUUUUACCACAAGUCAAACAUGAAGUGAUUAAUAAACAAAGAAAUUGUAGCAGAGAAGAAAGUGUUAUUUUAAAGCAGUUGGGUGACUGGGCAUUGAACAGUAUGAAAAAAAGUAGUACUAAUUCUAAUAGCGAUAACAACAAGGAUGGGAAUACUAGUAAUUAUGCUACCACUAAUUCUAACUAA
Molecule: messenger RNA, 711 nt
Organism: Saccharomycodes ludwigii
Lineage: Eukaryota; Fungi; Ascomycota; Saccharomycetes; Saccharomycodales; Saccharomycodaceae
Gene: MHR1
Product: mitochondrial 54S ribosomal protein mL67
Exons: 1
Coding region: 1-711 (236 amino acids)
Biological process (GO): DNA recombination; positive regulation of mitochondrial DNA replication
Cellular component (GO): mitochondrial large ribosomal subunit; nucleus
Molecular function (GO): structural constituent of ribosome; DNA strand exchange activity; single-stranded DNA binding
Source: RefSeq, a predicted model, not a curated record